AUGGGGGCCAAGUCUAACAAGUCGCUUUACUUCGACAAGCUCAAGGGCUUGCUCGAGAAGUACACCUCCAUCUUCAUCGUCGAGAUCGACAAUGUCAGCUCUCAGCAGAUGCACGAGAUCCGACAUGCUCUCCGAAGCAAGGGUGUUGUCCUCAUGGGCAAGAACACCAUGGUUCGCCGAGCCUUGAAGACCUUCGUCACUGACUCCCCCGAGUACGAGCGUCUCCUUCCCCACGUCAAGGGUAACGUCGGUUUCGUUUUCACCAACGAGGACCUCAAGGAGGUUCGCGAUGUUAUCCUCGCCAACAAGGUCGCUGCUCCCGCUCGUGCCGGUGCUCUCGCCCCUGCCGACGUCUGGGUUCCUGCUGGAAACACCGGAAUGGAGCCCGGAAAGACCUCUUUCUUCCAGGCUCUCGGUGUCCCCACCAAGAUUGCCCGUGGUACCAUUGAAAUCACCACUGAUCUCAAGCUCGUUGAGGCCGGCUCCAAGGUCGGUCCCUCCGAGGCCACCCUCCUCAACAUGCUCAACAUCUCUCCCUUCACCUACGGUAUGGGUAUCUCUCAGGUCUACGACCAGGGCCAGACCUUCCCCCCCAGCGUCCUCGACGUCGGUGAGGAGCAGCUCCUCAAGACUCUGUCUCAGGCCAUUGCCACCAUUGCCACUAUCUCUCUGGCUCUGAACUUCCCUACCCUGCCUUCCGUCCUCCACUCCCUCGUCAACAGCUACAAGAAGGUUCUUGCUGUCGCCGUUGUCACCGAGGUCAGCUGGCCCGAGAUUGAGCAGCUCAAGGACCGCAUCGCCAACCCCGAUGCUUACGCCUCUGCUGCUCCUACCGCUGCCGCUGCCGGUGGUGAUGCUCCCGCUGCUGAGGAGGCCAAGAAGGAUGAGUCCGAGGAGGAGGAGGAUGAUGAGGGCUUCGGCGGUCUCUUCGACUAA
This is a messenger RNA of Fusarium pseudograminearum CS3096, 936 nucleotides long. RefSeq lists its product as uncharacterized. The coding region runs from base 1 to 936 and encodes 311 amino acids. Gene Ontology annotation, biological process: ribosome biogenesis; cytoplasmic translation; ribosomal large subunit assembly. The record is from RefSeq and is a predicted model, not a curated record. Gene Ontology annotation, molecular function: large ribosomal subunit rRNA binding; structural constituent of ribosome. NCBI's taxonomy places the organism in Eukaryota, Fungi, Ascomycota, Sordariomycetes, Hypocreales, Nectriaceae. The transcript is spliced from 3 exons. Gene Ontology annotation, cellular component: cytosolic large ribosomal subunit.